Triticum dicoccoides is the source of this 1447-nucleotide messenger RNA. RefSeq lists its product as uncharacterized. The transcript has 6 exons. The record is from RefSeq and is a predicted model, not a curated record. NCBI's taxonomy places the organism in Eukaryota, Viridiplantae, Streptophyta, Magnoliopsida, Poales, Poaceae. Bases 1 to 1404 code for a protein of 467 amino acids.
AUGUCUCGGGUCGACAAGGAGCUCUGGACAGAGGUUGUGCUUAAGAAUGACCUCGAGUCACUGAUGACUCAACUUAAUAGCAUCCCUGACCGAGUGCAGGCGUGGAAGAAGUUAGCUGCGCGUUGUGGUGCAGAUGUCGCUUUAUCACUCGUCCGCAUUCACUGCUUUGGAUCUGCGAACGAUAUGAUGAGCUUCAUCCUCAUCCUCUGGGAGCUCUUGCCUAAGCAGGCCGGCGCCACGAUCGCCGCCACUGUUGCAGCAAACUCCAGGUGGGCCGUGCUGGGAAGUGACCACGAGGACUUCUGCCGCUGGAUCAUUACUCUCGCACUCAGAGAGGGAAUUCGAGUGACCAGUCGGCAGAUCGAACAGACCAUAAAGAGAUUCGUCGAGCUCAAUCGCCACGAUUUGGAGGGGCUUGUAAGCAAUGACAUCUAUUAUGUUUGGAACCAUGGCCCGAAGUUUGGUGGGGGAUUUGAUUGUCGGUACUGCCCCCUAAUCACUAGAGGAGGAGGUGCAACCCGCUUUAGGGAGCACCUUGGAGGUAUACCAGGUGAUGUGAGGGAGUGCCCUAAUGUUCCAAGAAAUAUUCAUGCUGCAAUGAGGGAAUCCCGGGAUGACUCAAUGCGGAAGAAGAGGGAAAAGAAAAAUCGUAGAUUUCGUUUGGAAAGGGAUAUCAUGGAAGGGUUGUACCACGGAGAAGGGGUGAUAAAUAUUGAAGAUGAUGAGGAAGAGAUCCAGGCCGCACUUCGGGAGACACUAAGAGACAAGAAUGUCUCUCGCGCAGUUGAGAGGAGGCGUGGGAGUGGCAGUGGUGUUUGUGUGUCUCUUGGGAAACAAAGUAUCACAUCAUACUUUGACAAGGAAUUGUCGAGCAACAAAGUAUCAAUGCAGCCAAAGAUAAACACUGCUUUGAAUGUUGAGUCAAAAGAUGUACUUGGCCAAGCUUGGGCAAAGUUUUUUCAUGCUAAUGACAUUGCUGGUCUGAAAGCAAAUUUUUCCUAUUUUCGUGCGGCUGUCAAGAUAACUCAAAACCUUGGCCCAGCUCCCGUUCCAACUGCCAAGGAGAUUGAUGGGAUAUAUUUGGACAAGAAUUAUGAAGAAGCUGAGCAGUGGCUGAAGAUGUUUAAGCAAGACUGGAGGAACUAUGGUGUAACUGUGAUGUGUGACUCAUGGACAUGGCCUACUGGUAUGAGUCUCAUCAAUUCCAUGGUGUAUUGCAAUGCAUGGAUGUUCUUUCAUAAAUCCAUUGAUGCUUCUGGUCAAACUCAGACUUCAACACUUACAGGGAAUGUCGUGGGAGGUUUGGCUCAAGGUUGGCACGUUCAUUUGCAGAGAAAAUGUCACCAACUGAGUGGUGGUUCCAAUUUGGAGGGGAAGUUCCUAAUCUGCAGAAGUGUGCCUUGAGGAUUGUAUCACAAUGCGUUUCGUGAAGUGGUUGUGAGAGGAA